AUGGACGCCACGGACGUGCCCCUUCAGGCUGAGAUGGUGGAGCUGGUGCCCAACGGGAAGCACACGGCUGCGCUCACUGCCUCCGCUGUCCCUUCACUGGCAGGUGACAGGUUUGAGGAGAACCAGUCUGGCGCGGCAGAGAUGGAAGAGUUCCUGCCCCACGGUGCCGAGAAGAAGCAGACGCACUUCACUGAUUUCGAAGGGAAGACGUCUUUCGGGAUGUCCGUCUUCAACCUGAGCAACGCCAUCAUGGGCAGCGGCAUCCUGGGGCUGGCCUACGCCAUGGCCAACACUGGCAUCAUCCUCUUUCUCUUCCUCCUGACGGCGGUGGCCCUGCUCUCCAGCUACUCCAUCCAUCUGCUGCUCAAGUCCUCCGGCAUCGUGGGUGAGUGCCGGGUCCCCGAGAUGGGGGGGAUGAGGGCAGGGGACCGAACCGGAGCACAGAGGCACAGCACGACCUUGCUAUGCCCCGCAGCCAUGUCCAGCUACCUGUACAUCGUCAAAUCCGAAGUGCCUCUCGUCAUCCAGACCUUCCUCAACCUGGAGGAGAAGACCACGGACUGGUAUAUGAACGGGAACUACCUGGUGAUCCUGGUUUCCGUCACCAUUAUCCUGCCCCUGGCCCUCAUGAAGCAGCUGGGCUGCCUCGGCUACGCCAGCGGCUUCUCCCUCAGCUGUAUGGUCUUCUUCCUCAUCUCGGUCAUCUAUAAGAAGUUCCAGAUCCCCUGCCCGCUCCCGGAGCAGGAGGGGAACCUCACGGGUAGCCUCAAUGCCACCUCUGUCAGCACCAGUGACUACCAGAAUGGCUACACCGUCCUCCAGGCGCCUGACCAGGGCACCUGCACACCCAGCUUCUUCACCCUGAACUCCCAGACGGCGUACACCAUCCCCAUCAUGGCCUUCGCCUUCGUCUGCCACCCCGAGGUCCUGCCCAUCUACACCGAGCUGAAGGACCCCUCCAAGAAGAAGAUGCAGUGCAUCUCCAACAUCUCCAUCAUGGUCAUGUACCUCAUGUACUUUUUGGCCGCUCUCUUCGGCUACCUCACGUUCUACGGGCGGGUAGAGUCGGAGCUGCUGCACACCUACAACAAGGUGGACCCCUUCGACGUGCUCAUCCUGUGCGUGCGGGUGGCCGUGCUGACGGCCGUCACCCUCACCGUCCCCAUCGUCCUCUUCCCGGUGCGCCGGGCCAUCCAGCAGAUGCUGUUCCAAGGGAAGGACUUUAGCUGGAUCCGCCACGUUACCAUCGCUGUGGUCCUGCUGACCUUCAUCAACCUCUUGGUCAUCUUCGCCCCCUCCAUCCUUGGCAUCUUCGGCAUGAUCGGGCUGAGCCCCAAAAUUGAUGCUGGUGACCCCGAGUGA
Messenger RNA from Charadrius vociferus (killdeer), 1362 nucleotides. It is a transcript of the gene SLC38A3, whose product is annotated as solute carrier family 38, member 3. The record is from RefSeq and is a predicted model, not a curated record. NCBI's taxonomy places the organism in Eukaryota, Metazoa, Chordata, Aves, Charadriiformes, Charadriidae. Gene Ontology annotation, biological process: amino acid transmembrane transport; L-glutamine transport; asparagine transport. The transcript has 13 exons. Gene Ontology annotation, molecular function: L-histidine transmembrane transporter activity; L-asparagine transmembrane transporter activity; L-glutamine transmembrane transporter activity. The coding region runs from base 1 to 1362 and encodes 453 amino acids.